This is a messenger RNA of Apis mellifera (honey bee), 1043 nucleotides long. RefSeq names its product mpv17-like protein. Lineage: Eukaryota; Metazoa; Arthropoda; Insecta; Hymenoptera; Apidae. The transcript has 4 exons. Bases 384 to 1025 code for a protein of 213 amino acids. Gene Ontology annotation, cellular component: cytoplasm; membrane. The record is from RefSeq and is a predicted model, not a curated record.
ACAAUUUUGAUUACACUGAUUACACUUCGUUACUGAUGACAUUUAUUCAUAAUCAUGAUGCGUAAUCAUCGAUACAUGAUAUAUCAAAGUAUCGGAAAAGUGAACUAGAAAGAUACGAAAUUACCAAGGACAGAUAAGAAUGGAUCGACCAGUUUCGUCAUCGUUAGUACUUUUGCGCGUGACAAAUAUAAGUUUGGUCUCAACGAUUGCCAGUAUGUGCAUGUUUCCGUAGUAGUGAAUCAUUUCCAGAUGUGUCAAUCUUACAGAACUGUUGUUUUUCAUAAAUUCGCGGUACAGCGAGUUUUCUCGCGUCACAUUCAAAUAAACCGCGGUAAUAUUAUCAACUUUUUGACAUCUUAUCAAAGAAAGUGACCGCUGUGAAAAUGCGUAUUAUUUUUAUAAAAGUUCGCGAAGUAUCGCAAAAAUAUCCAAUUGUAAGAGGAAUGGCUUCUUAUACUGUCAUAUGGCCGACAGGAAGUUUAAUACAACAAAAACUAGCAGGAUAUGAUGAAUUAAAUUAUUUACAAGCCUUAAGAUUUAGUUUAUAUGGUGGAUUUUUUGUAGCUCCAACACUAUAUUGUUGGUUAAGGUGCUCUUCAUACUUUUGGCCAAAAUCAGAUCUAAAGUCUGCAAUUACCAAAGCUUUAGUAGAACAAGUGACAUAUACUCCAACUGCAAUGUGCUGUUUCUUUUUUGGUAUAAACUUACUUGAAAUGAAACCAAUAACUGAAUGCAUUGAAGAAGUUAAACAUAAAUUUUGGCCUACUUAUAAAAUUGGUGUUUGUGUAUGGCCUAUUUUACAAACAGUCAACUUUUUUUUUAUCCCAGAACAUAAUCGUGUAGUUUAUGUAAGUUGUUGUAGUUUAAUUUGGACAUCUUUUCUUGCAUAUAUGAAAGCAUUAAAUGCAAAAACAAGUCAAAAUGAUAUAAAAGAUGACAAUAAUUUCAAACACAAAGGUCACAUUAAAAUUCAAUCUACUAAUCAAGUAGAAGACAAAAAUAAAAGAGUAUCUAUUAUAAGAUAAAGAUAUGUAGGAAAAUUA